UUCAAGUUAUUGAAUUAUAGCGGGAUUAAACGUUGACUAGGUAUUGCUAUAGCCUUCCACAUCAAGCACGUAAAAGAAUAUAAGAACAAAGGUACUCCCAUAUUGGUUGCCACUAAGCCAUUGGAAGAAAUGCCACAGUGUAAUGACCCGGAAUAAAUGGACAUAUUUCCAGAGGAGAUAUUAAAUGUUGACAUGGAUCUAGAACUCGGGGCAGAAGUUGAACUGAAAGAUGAUGACAACAAGCCAGAUGAUCAGAAACUUCUGCUGGAGACUGAUCUCAAUCACUACAACCUGGAUUGCAUUUUGGAUGAUUCAAGUGGUGAGGAAGACAGCUGGUAUAAUGCAGUUGCAGAGUCAGCUACUCCAGUGGUAAAUUUUAAAAAUAAUCUGGAUUCCCUAACAAAUCAACAUGUCCUGGAAUUCCGGAAUGCAAAAGUGCUACCAUUGUCACAAGAAAAUUUGAAACUGACACCUUCCGCAGAUGUUACCACUAUCCAAAAAGGAGGAGGUACUGUGACUGAAACUUGUGUGGUGGAGAAUUUAAAGCAGUCCGCUCCUUCUGCAGCAGAUAUUUCUAAGGAACUAGGAAGGGUUACUGAGAUGAAAGAAAUGCUUGUGCACUCUGUGAUAGAUUUUGAAAGCCCAAAAAAAGUAUGCUCCAAAAAUGUUAUUAAAAUCAAUGCUGUAGAGCUGCCUGUAGUUUUCCAUCAGGAAGAUGUAACCAGCAGAAAGCCUUUUCAGCCCACAUAUAAAUGCACAUCAUAUCAGUCUAAAAAACAAAAAAGGCUUCAUGGAUAUUUUAUUUGUAAAGCAUGUGGAAUGCAGUUUGGAUACAAAAACAAGCAUACAUGUCAAUGUCGUAGUGGGUCUGCUGCUUUCAGCAUAGAGUCACCUAGAUCCCAAGCAUGUAAUCACAUACUUACCUGUAAAGGAAGAUUUAAUAAGCAGCCCAGUCAUGAAAAUGAUCAUGGGUUCAAGUGCGAAAUUUGUGGCAAGACUUUCCGCAGGUAUUCACACCGUGAAUUUCACAGGAGCAUGCACUUUAUUUCUAAAGAAUCUCAUAAAUCUAAGAUGGAGAAUCACAACGUAUGUUUGCAGCCCCAGCUCAGCUUUGGAACACUUUAUUGUACCACUGUUUUCACUAAGAUGUCAGCAGUACAGAAGAAACAGAAUGUAGGUCCAGAAACACAGAAACCUGUUGAUACUGCAACAUCGUCUCAAACAUCAAUAUAUUUCUAUAAACUUGAUCCACAGUUCUUAUCUUCUAAUUCGCCAAAGAAACAAGAGCAACAUCACUGCCAGGUCACCCCUCAUGGUAGGUGGGAACUCAGUAGGAGUAAAAAAAGAACGUCGCUUCUUGAGAACCUGUGGGAACCAUCAAAUCUUCAACUUAAAAUGCCAAGCACAUCUGAACUGAAGAAAAACACUAUGCAGAUGACAGCUGAAAGUGGCACAUUUGGAAAACAGUUGCCCUUAUCUAUUACUUCAUACAAGGAGAAAGUUGGAUUGGCCAUGGAAGAUCCUGCAGUCCAGGAUACAUCCGAAAAUAACUUUCAGUUUCCACUAUCAUCUGAUUACACAGAAUUUAUAGCAAUUAAAAGUGUGUGUGAAAUCUGUGGAAAUGUGUUUGAUACAGCAAGGGACCUCUCAGAAACACCCUGUGAAGAAGACCUCUCAGUGUGCCAUGCCUGCAGUUUGACACUAGUGCAGGACUGUCACAUGUCCGAAAAGCCAAAGAUUGGACAAUUUUAUAAAGAGCCUUAUCAUAAAAGCAUGUACAAUGGAAGAAAGUGCAUGUCUCCUUCCCCAGGUUUACAUAAACCUUUCAUAUAUAACUUCACCAGUAGACAUUCGUGUCAUGACCUGACCAAAACAAUUUCCCAUUCUACUUUAAGUUCAGACAUUGAUCAGAGUGGAAAGGAUGAUUGUAGCAACACUGAAGCAGGGGAUCUUAAAUCUGGAUAUUGUAAAACAGCAGACAUUUUGGAGAGUCACGGCUGUAAGACUGAAAAUGUGUUUUACCCAGGAGAGCAACAUGACUGUGUUAAUGACUGUGUAGAUGAUGAGCUCCAUCAAGAGGUAGGGCUAGAAAAUUCAUGGAAGAAACCUUUCAAAUGUGGGCUUUGUGGAGCAGAGUAUGUUGGCAGGAUCAGCUGUAUAGAACACAUGUAUACUCACUUGAAAGAAGAAUUUAAUUCUCAAAUGAGCCCAAAAGGAUUAGAUGAGUUUUCUGAAAUGCAUGAGGCAUGCUCUGUGGCUUCCUUUGAUGACAGCAGUCUGACUCAUGAAGUGCUGCUUAAUAAUGGACCUAUGUCUGACAGCCUUCCGCCGUUCAUUGGUCAGAAUGCUAGUAUUAAACAAGAAAGUGCUGGAGGUGUAGGUGACUACAGAGUCUGUAACUGAGAACGUGAUCCACCUUUUUCAUUCACAAUCAAUUGUGUGAGAAGGAAAAUUACCUACUGUCAUUUUUCCAAGUCUGUAAUAUGACCACUCGUAAUGAAACAAAUAUUGAUGAGACAGUAAAAUGUGUUUCUUUGAAUAAACUACUCAGAAAAUACAGACAACCACUUAAACAUUUGUUUUCCUCAACAGUAUGUGGCUUUUUGGAUGGCAGAUUUGAUUAAUGGUUCUUAUGAGUGGCAUUUCAAGGAUGAAAUGCCUUGAGUAAUAAAAUGUAGAGUAUACUUUACUAAGGAAGAUAGCUCAAGUCAUACUGUUUGUAUGCAGACCAUCCACAACAGACGGAAUAGGAGAGAAGUUGCUUAAGCGUUAGUAACAGAAGAAGGCAUGAUGACUUGGCUGUGCAGUCCCAUCACUCAGUGUAUAUAAGGAAGAAUCAAAUCAGGAAGGAAAUUUUGAGAACGUGGAGGAAGAACAACUAGAGAAGAAAAUAAAUUCAUGGGAAUAUUUGUCUGUAGGAAAUUCAAACCAUAUCAUUGAUGGGCAUGUUUACCUAGUAAGUAAUGAUCAGUUCAUUCCAGGCACGCCAAAGAUGAGCAUUUACAUUUGUUUAAACAUGAACUAGAAUCUACUUAAGAGAAUAAUCCUGUGAAUCUUCAGGAGAUGAGCUGCAGAUUUGGAUGGGAAAAGCUGCAGGUGUGUACUACAGGAAUGUGAUCAUUCCAUAACCAGUGAGAAGAGCGACUGAGACUUAACAAUGCAAUCAUAUUCAAACACAUUGCUGAGCAGGUGCCAACUGAGCAAGUUCAUUUUGUGAUCAUAAAAACAUUGAAAGAAGCAUAGAGUGGCAAAUUAGAUACUAAACACAAAGGCCUGUAUGUUCAGCACUUGAAUGUAUGUUCAGCACUUGAACUGUGCGAUGCACUCCGAUAAACAUAGUAAUGCCGUCAGAAAUGUGAAAAGGCCAUGAAAGAGCGAAAUAGUGAAAUGUAAAACACGUAUGUGUAGUCCCUUAUAAUCCAGAGUCUAAUUUCAACAAGGAUAAAAACAGUCUACUACAGAGAACAGCAUUGAAGAUGUUACUGUGCUUUACUACUAGCUGAUAAAUGAAAGACUUUAAGUAGAAGAAAAUGCAUAUUUGGUUUACGAGAAAGAGUGCCAAAGUGACCAAAAGAAGACUGAGCAAGUGCUUUAACUGUCUGUGUGGACAAGCACCCUUGGUUGCCAACAGUUUUUGUUUUUUAAGAAACUUCCAAAGUGGAAGAUCUUGGGGUAAACCACACUGAACAGAUAGAAGCAUUUGUUAGAAUAUGAAUAAUAUAGUAAAUCUGAACAAUCAAUAUAUCAUGUAUAAAAUGUUUCGGAAAGGGAUGGAACUAAAAGACAGUGUGUUGCAUUGUGCAUGCUUUGCUGGGUAGUAGGCUGCAAGUGACUUGAAUCAUUUUAGAAAGGAGUUGCAGCCUGGAAAAGUCAUUGUUUAGAGCAGUCACAAGCCUGGUUUACAAGACAUGUUCAAUACGAAAUUAACCCUUUUUCUAAAAUGUAUAGUGAGAUAGCAUGUAGUAGUAAGGAUUAAGGAGUGUCUUACUGAUAGCGAGUACAAAAUGCUUGCAAGGUGGCUUAAUUUAGUAGGUGUUUUGACCUUCAGUUUGAAAUGCACAAAUUUGAAAACAGAAAUUGCAUUUUUUUCCUGAAGUUAUUUGCAAGAUUCUGUAUUCACCAGUGCAAACCACUGCACAGGGUACAAGGAAGUCAUUUUACCUCAGAAUUAGGAUAAUUGCUGCAAAACCUAAAAUGCAAAAAAGUCUGGUCUGUGUACAUCAAAGUGAUCAGUUUUCUGACUAAAGUUUCAGAAUGCUUACCUGGCAGCAGUUUUUCUGCAAGGCAAGGUGGGUGAAUCAUAUUUUUCUGUGCCUUCCUCUGCCAGCAUUCACUAUUUUUAAAAUGGUAGUCCUACAAGAACUGUAUUUUUUUUACUUUGUUUUGUUGUCAGUUAUACAUUAGUAUGUACUGUAUAUGUAUUGGUAUCAAGCAAGUACUGUUGUCACUGUUUAAAACUGAGUAAGAGGCUGCUUGAU
This is a messenger RNA of Protopterus annectens (West African lungfish), 4478 nucleotides long. RefSeq lists its product as uncharacterized. The coding region runs from base 157 to 2403 and encodes 748 amino acids. The transcript has 4 exons. NCBI's taxonomy places the organism in Eukaryota, Metazoa, Chordata, Ceratodontiformes, Protopteridae. The record is from RefSeq and is a predicted model, not a curated record.